Molecule: messenger RNA, 1916 nt
Organism: Hyla sarda
Lineage: Eukaryota; Metazoa; Chordata; Amphibia; Anura; Hylidae
Gene: CCKBR
Product: cholecystokinin B receptor
Biological process (GO): neuropeptide signaling pathway
Cellular component (GO): membrane
Molecular function (GO): neuropeptide receptor activity; gastrin receptor activity
Source: RefSeq, a predicted model, not a curated record
AUGAGGGCGCUGCUCCGCUACAUUAGUGACAGUGCACGGAGCGCUGGAGGCAGUGAGGGGCUGAGCGCUGUAGGUCGCAGUCUGCACAUGGCAGCGCAGGGGGAUCACCUGUCACUACAGAGAGGAGCCAGCCUGGCACCAUGACUGAGGGCAUCUGACCAAGGAGGAGAUCUGCUGGACAACAUGGACCCACUACGUCUGCCCGGGAACAUGAGUGCCCUGCAGGACCUUCUCUGCCGCCGCAGCCUCCUCACCCGACUGCCCAACUGGCACAACCUGAGCAGUAAUGCCACCUGGAACCUGACAGCUGCCCUCAACCUCACCUGUGACAGCCUGGGCACCCGGAGAACUCAGAACCCACUAGAUCUGAACUGGGUGCGGAUCCUACUGUACUGCGUCAUCUUCCUCCUCAGCGUCUUCGGGAACACUCUCAUCAUUAUCGUGCUGGUGAUGAACAAGCGUCUCCGCACCAUCACUAACUGCUUUCUGCUCUCUCUGGCUGUUAGUGACAUCAUGGUGUCUCUGCUCUGCAUGCCGUUCACCCUAAUCCCCAAUCUUAUGGGGAACUUCAUCUUUGGAGAGGUCAUCUGUAAGACCGCUGCUUACUUCAUGGGAAUCUCUGUCAGUGUCUCCACCUUUAACCUGGUCGCCAUCGCCAUUGAACGCUACAGCGCUAUUUGCAACCCCUUGAAAUCCCGGGUGUGGCAGACCCGAUCCCACGCCUACAAGGUGAUCGCCGCCACCUGGAUCUUAUCCGUCAUCAUAAUGAUCCCGUACCUGGUGUACAACACACUGGUGAGCUUCGUGAUGGCCGAGAACCAAGAGGGCUACCAGUGCCGCCUGAAAUGGCCCAACAACCAGGUGCAGCAAGCAUGGUACGUCAUCCUGCUCACCGUGCUUUUCUUCAUCCCCGGGGUGGUCAUGAUCGUGGCGUAUGGACUCAUCUCACACGAGCUCUACAGAGGCAUACAGUUCGAGAUGGACCUAAACAAAAAGGCCAAAGCCAAUAAGAAUGGGGUCAGCGUCGCCAUGUCAACAUCUGCCGGCAACUGUGAGGAGAACGAUGGCUGCUACAUCCAAGUCAGCAAACGCCGUAACACCAUGGAGAUGUCCACCCUGACUCCAGGCGGCACCAAGAUGGACUGCGCCCGCAUCAACAGCUCAGAGGCCAAGCUGAUGGCCAAGAAGCGCGUCAUCCGCAUGCUGAUCGUCAUCGUGGCCAUGUUCUUCGUCUGCUGGAUGCCGGUUUACGUCGCCAACACCUGGAAGGCGUUCGAUGAGAAGUCGGCAUUCAAUAUGCUCUCUGGCGCCCCCAUAUCCUUCAUCCAUCUGCUGUCCUACACAUCCGCAUGCGUCAACCCAAUCAUCUACUGCUUCAUGAACAAGCGGUUCCGGAAAGCAUUCCUGGCGACCUUCGCCGGCUGCAUCAAGCCUUGUCGGCGUUUUCGUGAACCAGAGGAGGAUAUAGGCGCCACGGGAGCCUCUCUUUCCAAGUUCAGCUACACUACUGUCAGCAGCUUAGGACCUCCCUGAGCUUCUUCGGUGGAAAGACUGGGGCAUCUCAGGACAACUCCAGUAUAGCCCAACACCACACAUCCCCCAUGGCGGAGUCCCGCGGAUGUUACGUGCUGCUCUCGGCCCCUGGCACUGAAUGCCUUAAGGAGCUGCAUGAUGGACGAUACGACUCUGGUUCCUUCUGUUCUGGUGCCGUCUCAUUGUGUGUUCACAGGAACCAGGAUCGUAGACACCUUGUGGGUCCGAGGACCCAUCAAAGACAAGUGUUACUGUUAUACCCCUCUGUAUUGUAAUAUAGUGUAAUAUAUAUAUAUGUAUAUAGUGUGGGGAGCAGCCAGACCUGGAGGUGCCUGGGAUCAAACCCGUGCAGAGACACAUCUGUUCCCACAUGUUCUUGUAAG